Molecule: messenger RNA, 3767 nt
Organism: Sphaeramia orbicularis (orbiculate cardinalfish)
Lineage: Eukaryota; Metazoa; Chordata; Actinopteri; Kurtiformes; Apogonidae
Gene: slf1
Product: SMC5/6 complex localization factor 1
Exons: 18
Coding region: 217-2862 (881 amino acids)
Biological process (GO): positive regulation of double-strand break repair; DNA damage response; protein localization to site of double-strand break
Cellular component (GO): site of double-strand break; nucleus
Molecular function (GO): protein binding
Source: RefSeq, a predicted model, not a curated record
GUCGCUAAAAUGUUACACACCUCUCCCCUGUGAUGUUUCUUGUCAGCGUAGAAGUUGUUUCGGACUGUGUUUGCGCUGCCGAGCGUAUUUAGGUAAAAAUUCACCCAUAGAGAUGUAGCGAUCAUUUCUGGUAUAAUCGGACGCUACUGUCAGAUUUGGCGCGACAACACGAACUGAAAGACCAGCCUUCGCCGCUGUUUUGUGGGAUGAAAAAGCAUGGCAGACUGCACACAUGUUUUCCAGAUAUCUGGGAUCAAGGACCCUGAUAAAAAGAAGAUAAUAGUUCGAGGAAUCCUUAAGCUCCGUGGAAGAUACCUAGGUGGCUCAGUCUAUGAGCACUCCAGCACCCACCUUAUAAUCCCACAAGUUUUGUCUAGUGAGAAGUUUUUGGCAGCUUGUGCAGCAGGAAAAUGGGUUGUGACCCCAGACUAUGUUUUGGACAGUGUUAAAAAUGGAUUCUGGCUCUCAGAGGGGCCCUACGAGGUGGCUUUUUCAACAGCUACAAUAUCUACAUACUACCCUGCCAGACAGUGGAGGGAGUGGGUGACCAGUGGGAGGCUAAGAGGGGCUUUCCAGGACUGGAGAGUUCUUCUGAUGGUCCAAGAACCCACACGCAGGGCUAUGUUCAACCGGCUCUUAAAGGCUGGCAGGGCCACAGUUUACCACUGCCCUCCCUCUCAUGCCUCCAUCACUCAUGUCAUGGCCAAACCAGUAACAGAGGACUCCAAAUCCCACAAUGCCCCUUGCUACCCUGUUAGCUACAUUGUCCAGCACCUCUUUGGGAAAAUUUGUGGAAAUAUGAAUAUCACCAUAGCAGAUGAUAUUCUGACUGAGACAAGAGAGACUGGUUCUGUUGACUUUUCUAAGCUGGAAACAGAACUAAAGGACUAUGCCAUCAAACAAGAGGGCCAGUCAAGACUGCACUUCAUUGAAUUUCUGGGUUACCAUGACCCGCACCGACCACAAUCCCAAGCAACCGAAACAGACUUCAGCAAUGUCGGUACUAUGAUAGAAUGUGGGUUCUUCAUUGAAGCUUUGGACUCGAUCAGAAGUGCUGUGUUCCCAGGCCUGUUGCCACCAGCACCACAUCUGGUUGCCCUCCUAGAAUAUGCACAGCAGGGUAAUGCUCCAUCUGUUUUCCUGAGAAAUUUUCAGCAAGUCAUGUAUAGACUGCUCAUUACAAAUCCUCCCUGGCUGGCUCCCAAUACGGUGAAAAAAUAUUAUGCCCAGGUGUUGCAGUGUCCUCGGUGUAAAGCCGGCCCGUGGCCUUUUCUAGAAACCAUCAUUAGUUACUGUCUGUCAAGAGACGACACUUGUCACCCGCUCCCUGGACCAGUCCUGCCAGCGCUGUUGCAUUUUCAUAGGGACCUUCUGGCAUUUUUUCUCAAGCUUUUCCAGGGGGAACUCCACUCUGUCACCACUGGGGAAUAUGUGCUUCUUCAUGGAUCAGGAGUCUCUCAGGCAUUGGCAUCAGGGUCAUUGCUGUAUGGAUCCUUCUGGACUGUGUGGGAGCGCUCCACCCUGUUGUCCAGUGCUGUGAAACGACUAACUCAGCUCCUAGUACAGGCUACUGCAGAGGACUACACUGAGGGGGAGGACAAACGGACUCCUCUUAUGGUAGACACUCUAGUAGAUCUCCUGUCUGUGGUAGUGGAGUUUUGGUGUCAGCAUCACUACAAACUGAACCAGCACCUAGUGGAAAAAGGCCUGAAUGACCUAGCAGAGCAUUUCGCUGUACUCAGCCAGGAUGUGUCUGCAGUGGUUCUGGCAGAGCUCGUUGUCAAGAUUCCUUCUACCAGACUAAAGCUGGUGAUGGCUGAUGCUAUAUUCAGGAAUCUCUGCUGCAGAAAUGCAUCCACUGUGGGAGAUGAACCCCUCUCUCUCAAGAAAAUGGUGCUGUAUUACCUGCCUGCUCUGGAAACUUUAGCUCAGAGUCCCAGUGGUAUUCGCCUCAGGACUGAACCCACCUUCCACAGCAGCACCAGCAUAAGCACAGACUGUGGUAUCCAGAGCACAUCGGUCAGGGUGAAUGAAAGUAGCUUGGAGAAAGGGAACACGCUGAGAGGUCUGAACCGAGUCAAUGCAGCAGGAGAGACCCUCCUCCACAGAGCUUGCAAGAGGAACCAAGUGGAAACAGUGCUUCAGAUCUUGGCGCUUCCUGGCACAGACGUAAACAUUAAAGAUCAUGCAGGGUGGACACCUCUGCACGAGGCCUGCAACCAUGGCAGCACCUCAUGUGUAGCGGCUUUACUCCGUCACUAUCCUCCCCCUGUUGUUAAUAACCAAGUGGACGGAGUCAGCCCUCUACAUGACGCAUUGGUCAAUGGACACAAGGACAUCGCCAAAAUGCUAUUGGAACAUGCAGGUUCGGCUCUCCUACGGCAGACUGAUGGAACCGGUCGGACUCCACUCGAUUUGUUGUCUCCAAGUCAGAGGGACGAGCUCUUCCACAGCGCGCAGGUCGGGGACUCUGCCCUCAGAAAGAAGGCAACCAGGGUUUUGAACCUGCCCCUCCUGGAAGCCGGAUCCACUCUGCUGGCACACCUUAUUUUCUCCUACCAGCUGGAGAAGGGUCUGCCCUGCCAUAACCAGCUGAGCGGUGACAAAGCUCACAGUCUGGGCCACAGGCUAGUCAGGGCUGUAAAGAAACACUCCCUCCAAAAUGUGGCUUCGGGCUGGACGGACCAGCGGGCGGUGAGACUGCUAGAAGAUACAAAGACACUGCUGGAGCUUGGCAGAGGGUGUUACCUGGGCCAGGUGUCGCAGGGAAUUAAAGAAUGUAAAGGAGAGAACACAUUGUUCCUCAUGGAGAUACUAGAGGAUCUGAAGUGGAGAGGAGAAGAACUAGCAGCUGAUCUGUGACAUUGGAUCUUUGGACAACAUGCUGAUAAAGACUUGAAUAGCACAUUGAAAAUCACAACUUGUUUCAGAAAUACAAACAAGCUUCUUAUUUUUAUCAUUUGUAUACAUCUGUUAAAACAUCUGCACGUAGCUUCUAUACCUGAGCUUAAUGUUGACUUCUGCAGAGAAAAAGAUCUUACAAUUUAGACCAGAAAUAUCGGUUUUGCUAUUCUGUUUAAGCGAACUGAAACUUAACUUUAAGCCUUCCUUUUACCAGUACCAGCACAACACAGUAAUUGUCAGCACUAUUUCAUAAAAUUCAGUUGUUUUUUUUCAUUUCAUUUGCCAGCAUGUUUGCCAUAGAGGCUGGCAGAUGAAAUCAGAGAGAGCAAGAUACUCCUAAAUCGAGGCUUAAAGUUAAGUGUUGCAAAAUGUUAUACAAGAGUUCUGUUACUGCUGAAGAAAUCUGUUUAAAUUUAAUGCAUUUAAGGCAACACUAACAUUUUUGUCAUUACUACCUCAUGAUUGUUUACUGGUUAUUUUUUAAACAUCAAAAGUUUUUGUUUUUUUGGUUUCUAAAUAUUUACACAGAAAUAAAUAAGUUAACUUUUGCACUACAACGCCGUGGUGUUGAACAUUUCUGACAGUGUUUAGUCAAGGGUAAAAGACUGCUGCAGGUUAAUAUGGAAAGGUAUGCUGACAGAUGAAGGGGUUUUACGUGGGGGCCGCAGUGAAAGUGUAAAACCAGAAGUCGUCCUGGUCUGAGACUCACAUCGUCUCAGCCACACAGGCUGAAGUGAAGAAAGAGACAAACAUGAAAGAACGGAGCCUGAAAUGUGAGAAUUGUUAAUGUCUGUGGAUGAAAUUAAGCGGCUUAAAUUCCUUUUGCUACAACCAGUCCUUGUAAAAAUGAGUUUGUUGAUAGU